UUUUCGAAGACCAAACCCUAGCCAAGCGGGCUUCUUUCUCAGUCUCACUGGGACUCAGCGUAUCUGAAGCCCGGUGACCUCCCUUCGUCCCCCAUCAGGCGCCGACGUUGACGGCGAACUCUCUCUCCUCAACUCGUCGGUCUCGCUCUGUUGCUCCGGUUUACUUUGCAUGCUGCUUCCUCCUUCUCCCGCUGACUCGCUCUCGUUCUGCAUCUCACCGGCGUCAAUCUUAGGCCUAAACUUGUGUUCCCCUCGGCAUAUUCGUAAGCUUUCCUCCUCCAUGCUUUUCUCAGUCUCGUAGACCCUCGUCCAUCGUGCUACUGCUCUGUUCAGUUUUGCUUGUAUAGAUGUGUGAAGGCUGAAGGGCGUACAAAUGAAGACAAUCUCUGGAAAGCCUAUAUCAGCAAAACCAAUUUCUCUUUCGAAAGCUGCAAAAAUCCUCUCGAAGUUUAUCUCUGCUGAGAAUGGUGCUUCACAUGUUGUCAGUGCAUAUCUCCGUCGGGCCUCUAGUUCAUUCAGUGAGCUGAACCAGCUCCACAAGGAGCUCAAAUCACCACAUUCUGAUCGGAAGCACAAAAGGAGUAGAUCAAAGACUCGUGAUGACAAAGGGAAAUUCGGAGUGGGGGAAGCUGAUCACAGGCCAUUAGCUGAGGCUGGAGAUGAAAAUGAAGAGAAACCAACUCAUGGUGGUCUUGAUUUUAGUCAAGAACCCGUUGAGAGAGAGAAGCAUAAGAAGAAAAAGAAACUUGAAGAUGAGCGCAGUAAGCAUGUGGUUGAUGAAGUUAAACUUGAAGAGGGGUCAAAUAAGGGAAAUUUAGGUGAUAACAACGGGGGAUUGGAGGAGGGAAAGAAACAUAAAAAGGAGAAGAAGAAAAAGAAAGAGAAGGAUGUUAUGAAUAAUUUCUCUGACAGAGAGGGUGAGGUUAUCAAAACAGAAGAUGAGAUUGCAAGUAGGGAAGAUGACCGAAAAGAGAUACUAAGCAAUGGUGGUGUUCAGAACAGAGAUGAAGACUCUGUUGAUCAAAAGGACUUCCUAAAUAAAAAGAAAAAGAGACAUAUGGCAGGCGGCGAGGAUAAAAUAAAUACUGAUGAGGUAAAGAAGUUGCAGAAAAAAAGGAAGAACGAAGAUGUUGUAGGAAGAGAUGAUGAUAAAUCAGGGGAACCAACUAAGAAAAAGAUUAAGAAAAAGCAUGGGGGAGAUGAGUAGCUGCAGGUGUGUUAGCAUUUAACGUCGAUGUUGUUUAAGAAGUAAUUUGUUAGAUUAACUUGAUUGUGGCAUUACUUCCAAAA
Messenger RNA from Neltuma alba, 1290 nucleotides. Its product is annotated as DNA ligase 1-like. Lineage: Eukaryota; Viridiplantae; Streptophyta; Magnoliopsida; Fabales; Fabaceae. The record is from RefSeq and is a predicted model, not a curated record. The transcript has 2 exons. The coding region runs from base 374 to 1207 and encodes 277 amino acids.